ACAUUUUGGCCAAAUGCGCAACGGGAUAGGCCUUUGGGUUAGUAACCUAUAAUAGCCUAUACUAAUCUAACAUUUUGGCAUGCACCUCAAUAACACAAAAUGGCACAAGGAAGGAACCUCUGGGUGUUACGUAACGGUGGCGCUGAAUGACCAGUGACUCGGCUUGAUGGAAAUAGCUUUUGUAGCAAGCUUGGGUGAAUGUUAUUAGCUAAACCCUUUAUAAUUUGCUGACCUGCACGUAUGGUCAGUUCUUGGAGCGGAUAUAGCCUAUAGUAUAGUUAUAUUAUAAAGAGGCUAUCAUAUGGUCUGUAAAGAGGCUAUCAUAUGGUCUGUAUGGCUAAGUUAUCUAAUUAAUGGAAUCCUCUGAAAUAAUGAGUUUUUUAGGCUAUGAUAUAUCAAACGUACUAGUUAUGUCAGUCUAGUUUGCAUCUAAGGAUGCCUAACUCAAAGGGGCCAUAGGCUCAUGAGAAUCUAUACGUCCAUAAUAUAACGAAAUAACUAUGGAAUUGUUCUUUGCACACAAGAUAGUGCUAGACUUGUUGUUGUAUAGGCUAUUCUAUGACAGACAGUAUUUGGUUGCAUCACCCCGGCAUUAGACAGAGGUCUGAACUGCAGCUAAAGUACCUCGGUUGAGUUCUUGCUAAAUUAUGAUUGAUGACGUGGCUAUUUGUUAAGCGCAGACUGUUGCCAAAUAGCCAACAUUACCAACGAGAGAAAAUUGCAUUGAGGAGUAGGUUGGCAAUCCACCCCAGAAUUCAGCUUCUGCCGCCGUCGAAGUUCGCAGCCUUCUUCCAUUCAGGAACAUAAUAUUGAAGCUAUUUUAUAUGAAUUGGCGUGCUGCAGAUAGCCUACUAACUAUAUUGUGCGGGGAUCGAAUAGCCCUAUAUUGGAACCCACAAAGACCAAGCAUAACCAGCCAACGGUACAGCCAUGCAGAGUGGACACUCGAAUUUCGUCGAAACACAACUUCAUCAUGUUUCGCGCCCUCAAUGUCAAAGACGGUGACAUUGUUGCAACUCAUAGUUGCGGAGGUUGUCUGGGUAUUUUGAAUUGACAUUUUAUUAACGAGUUAAGCUACGGCGGUGUAGUAGCUGGCUUGAUAUGUUAUUACAUUUUUUCCCCUCGUGGUUCAGUCUGGCCACAUUGUUUACGUUUUUGCGCGUGGCUGUCAGUCUACUUUGUAAAGGUCAUUGAGUUGCCAUACCCCUGUUACCGUAGGGUAGGGUAUCACACAGAAGCAAAUCUGGUUCCCUUGGAAACUGGAUAACGAGAUCAGCAACCGCUAUUUUUCUAGACGUGGAUAGAGGGUCUGUCUGUCUGAACUAAUUAUGUUAACGACAAUUUUCUUGGAUCCUAGACUGAUCUACGGUUAGAUUUUUGUUGGGGGGGAGCUUGCUAAGACACUGCCAAGGAGGGGCUCUUUAUCAAAUAAUGCUUAGAUGAUUGAAUGUAUAAAUUCAUCAAGAGACAGAUGUCAGUGCCCCAGUUGAUGGAUUCUGACAUGGACUAUGAGAGGCCAAAUGUUGAGACUAUCAAGUGUGUGGUGGUAGGGGACAACGCUGUUGGGAAGACCCGCCUUAUCUGUGCCCGGGCCUGUAAUGCCACACUCACUCAGUACCAAUUGCUUGCUACACAUGUACCCACUGUCUGGGCCAUAGACCAGUACAGAGUUUGCCAGGAGGUUCUGGAGCGAUCUAGGGAUGUGGUGGAUGACGUCAGUGUGUCGCUGCGGCUCUGGGACACGUUCGGGGACCAUCACAAGGACCGACGCUUUGCGUAUGGAAGGUCGGAUGUGGUGGUUCUGUGUUUCUCCAUCGCCAACCCCAACUCCUUGUACCAUGUGAAGACCAUGUGGUACCCUGAGAUCAAACAUUUCUGCCCCCGGGCUCCAGUCAUCCUGGUGGGCUGCCAGCUGGAUCUGCGCUACGCUGACCUGGAGGCAGUCAACAGGGCACGACGGCCACUAGCAAGACCCAUUAAAUACAAUGAGAUUCUGCCUCCAGAGAGGGGCCGUGAAGUGGCCAAAGAGCUGGGAGUGCCAUACUAUGAGACCAGCGUUGUGGCUCAGUUUGGAGUAAAGGACGUAUUUGAUAACGCCAUCCGGGCCGCCCUAAUCUCACGACGCCACCUGCAGUUCUGGAAGUCACACCUGCGCAAUGUGCAGCGGUCCCUCCUCCAGGCCCCCUUCCUGCCUCCCAAACCCCCACCACCCAUCAUCACUGUGCCACCUCCCCCCACCACCACUGAGGAACAUCCUGGCCGUCUUCUAGAGGACCCCCUGUGUUCCGAUGUCAUCCUGGUCCUACAGGAGAAGCAGAGAAUCUUCGCCCACAAGAUCUACUUGGCCACGUCCUCCUCCAAGUUCUAUGACCUCUUCAUCCUGGACGCCCGGUCUGAGGAGACUGAGCGGCCCCCGCGCGCCACCGCUCUGUCUGGCCGUGAGAUGCUGAUGCGUGCUGCCAGCUUUGAUGUGUGUGAGAGCCCUGACGAAGGUGACAGGGCCAACCUGCGGGCCUGCACCAGUGACGGCACCCUGAGGGACUCUGAAGGGGGCCGGAGGGGCAGACUGCUGUCUACCUGGAGCAGGGCUUUUGUCAGCAUCCAGGAGGAGAUGGUGGAUGACCCAGUGACCUACAGCCCCAGGCCUAUGACCGUGGUGCACAUGGACCAGUCCAUGCAGCUGGGGCCCUUCCGCGCUGUGCUGCGCUAUCUGUACACUGGUCAGCUGGACGAGCACGAGAAGGAGCUAAUGCACAUCGCACACAUUGCUGAGCUGCUGGAGGUCUUUGACCUGCGCAUGAUGGUGGCCAAUAUCCUUAACAACGAGGCCUUCAUGAACCAGGAAAUCACCAAAGCCUUUCAUGUACGGCGCACCAACAGAGUCAAAGAGUGCCUGGCCAAAGGCACCUUUUCUGAUGUAGUGUUCAAGCUGGAUGAUGGAACGAUCAGGGCCCAUAAGCCCCUGCUUAUCUCCAGCUGUGACUGGAUGGCAGCUAUGUUUGGGGGGCCCUUUGUGGAGAGCUGCACCAAAGAAGUGCUGUUUCCUAACACGACUCGCAGCUGUAUGAGGGCUGUGCUGGAGUACCUGUACACUGGGCGCUUCUGUUCCCGCACUGACCUGGAUGCCAUGGAGCUCAUUGUUCUUGCCAACCGUCUUUGCCUCCCACACCUAGUUGCACUAACAGAACUCUACACAGUGACAGUCCUGAUGGAGGCUGCUAUGAUGGGGGCUGAUAUUGACGGAGAUGUGCUGUUAUACCUGGAGAUGGCUCAGUUCCAUUGUGCCCAACAGCUAACUGGCUGGUGCCUUCACCACAUCUGCACCAACUAUAAUAGUGUGUGCCGCAAGUUUCCUCGAGACAUGAAGGCCACGUCUACAGACAACCAGGACUACUUUGAGAAGCACCGCUGGCCACCAGUGUGGUUCCUGAAGGAGGAUGACCACUACCAGAGAGCAAGGAAGGAGCGGGACAAGGAGGACUACCUGUACCAGAGGAGGCAGUGUAAACGCAAGUGGCUCUUCUGGAACUUUCCCUCUACUCCCUCUGCCAACUCCGCCUCUUCUGGUUCCAAUGCUGUCGUCUGAUUGGCACUCAGGUUACAGGCAAGGCCCUCUGGGGGGAUCUGUAGAGAUGACUUGGGAAAGUGGAGAAUCAGCACCGUUGGCCAGACACUAGGCCCACUCAUUCAGGCCCUCACCUCUCCCUCCCUCAUUUCUGUUUUGCAUCUGCAGCCAAGCUACACUCCCCCAGGUUUGCAGGGUCAGCUAAAUCCGAUAAUGAACAAAAUUAGUGUCUUUCUUUUUGUGUUAGCAUAUCCAUGCAAAGACAAUGAAGCGUAAAACUUAAAGAUCAGUGACUUAAACCUUAUGAACAAGGCAAGGUAGAUGGUGCUGGUGACUGCUCAAUAUGUUGUUGAUAUUCCUGCAUACACCACCAGGGGGAGAACUGAGCAAGUUAUGAAGGGGCUUUGCUUCAAGGUAUAGAACUGUGAUACUAAGCUCAUGAUAACCAUUGACUGACUUGAAUUGACAACCAAGUGCUUAUCAGCUGCAACAGGCAUAGCAAAGACCAAUGACCAGCAAAGUAACACAGAAAUCAAAUCUCAGUGAUAACACUUUCUUGCCCUUAAGUGUUUGCACAAUCUACCAAACCAGGAUGUGUACAGUACAAGUAUAAUCACUCAACCAGAAAUAUCAACAAAAUGCAUUAGGUCUGCAUUAAGAUGAAUCUAUUCAAGUCAUAUAGGACAUCCCCUUAGAUCAUCUGCCUACUGGGAACCACUAAGUCUGUGCAGAAUUACGACUUAAAUGAAAACAGCGGAGAUUUGACUCCUGUCAUCUUUUGUACAGUUAUUGUAUAUUGCAUUUUUCUGUACAACUUGCACAGCUGACAUUGAUGUGAGUGUAUACACGACCCCUGUGUUGUGACAUGUGGCUACAUGUCAGAAAAGGGCUUUCUUUUACACGGCCACAUUUGUCUUUUGACAAGAUGCAAGAGAACCUGAAUCACAGAGUAUUGUUCAGCAUUUGCUUUUGAAACGCCAACAAACACAAACAAAGCUCACCACUAUGUGUUGCAACAAUGGAAUAGCUUUGCACUACCAAGUUUCCUUUUCCUUAAAAUCGGCAAUUGUACCUUAUCAGGACAGUCUGAUAUAUUUAUCCCCGUAUCUUGGACCCCACAGCUUUGUGGUGAAUGCCACUAUCAACCGGAACAUUCUACAUUAUAGCAAUGGAUCUGGUGCAUUUCAGAAACCAAUAGGCCAACUCUUGGACUUGGAGAAUCCACAUGUACAGCAGUUCCCCUCUUAGACGGUGGGGUCUUAGGCUUGUCUGUCUAUAAUGGCAGUGACCUUGCCUUUUAGAAGUUUGACAUUAUGCUUAUAGGGUAUCCCUGUGAUUGCGUGUCAUUGGUUAUUUCAGACGUACACAUACAGGAGACUGUCUCGUGUCUGGGUAUAAAUUCCUCCUCACACCCUGCUACCUGACUCUUCUCAAGAGAGGUGAGAGCACCACCUGUAUAUAUCCGCAUUCUGAUGAGAAGAGCACCGAGGCCAUUACAGUACUGGACACACAUGUGUCUGACAAGCUUCAAACAGUCUAAAUGGGCUUGGAGAGAUGAUCAUAGAAUGAGAAAAAUAACAGCACUACAGAACAAGUUGAUAGGAAGAUGAAUUUAAAUCCUCAGUGUACGCUGAAGAGAUAUCUGAAGAGGAUGUUUAUAUCCCUGUUGUCAUUUCACCAACGACAACCCACAGUGUUGUUUUGAUUUAUAAGCAUGGUGCUCAUUCAUUGUUGUGAGUAUUUACAGCAGGUGUAUAUCAAAAGUGGAUUACUGAUUUCUAGCAACACUUUACAUGAAGUUGUCUCCAUUGCAGUGCCCUGGAAUUACUAUGGAAUGCCGGUGGUGACCAGAAAUAAUAACAAAACUUGACUUGUUUCACACACACAUAAUUAUGAAUGCUGCUAACUUAUCAAGGAAAUUGAAAAUCCAUGUUUUUUUUGCGCUAUUUGGGCAACUUAUUGUAAGGUGUGAUAGUCUACUAGAUUCUGUUUGUUUUAUGGAUAGUUUUUUCAGAUUUCUCCAGUGCUUGUGCUGACCUCCGAUUACAUGUAUGGUAUGCAGGCAAACUGCUUUCAGAUCAAAAGAAGUGGCUCUAUGGCUUGAGAAGGAAAAUAUGACACGGAGCACCCUCCCAGCCAAUAUACAUUAUUGUCAAGAAUUUGCUUGUAAAAAGAUAUAUAUAUAUAUAUAUAUAUAUAUAUAUAUAUAUAUAUAAAAUAAUAGAUUGUAGACAUAGCUUUUUGUAAGAUAAUGUAAGUUACUUGUAGGAUAUUGUUCUCCUUCAUGCACUUAGAAAAUAUAGCCUACAUCCCGUAUGACAUCACUACGAGCUUUAGUCAUUUAAAUGCCAUGAAUCCACUUAAAAAUCUAACAUGAUAUCUCAAAAUGUUGUUUAAAUGCUCAAUUAUACAAAUAGACUGCAUGUACAAGGCUCAUAUAGAUGUGUAAUCUGUAAUUUAAGGUAUAGAUUAUGGCAGUGCAGGAGCACAAGGCAGUAGCUUUACAUUUUUUGAUCAAGUUCAUAUGUGAUUUGUUGCUAUAAUCUAAUUGAAAAAGGCAGGUUUGACAUGUGUAUCUUGUAAAAGGAUUAAUCACUUGGCAUACCAUCCCAACUCAUAAUCACUUGGAUCAUUCUGUAUUGCACUGGACAUCCGAGUAUGUAGGCUUGUUUAGUCGUCAAUGUUCUGUUUUUACCAAGUAGUGAAAUUAUUCAUUGUUUUGGAAUUGUUGGUCUGUAAAAUGGUUUUGUUGUGUUUUGUCAAAUUGGUAAAUGCAUCAAUGAACCACUGUCUCACUUUGAAAUAUUGUAUUAAUCAUAUAUUUUAACAAAUUUACCCUAAGAAGAUGUAUGUUUUGAUUCAGGCCUUUGUUCCUUUUUUUCAGUUUUUUCCAUUCCACUUGACAAUCCGCAUUUACAUGCUGUGGUUGAAAUGCAUUUGAGUUGAUUUCUCAUUUAACCCUCUUCUGCUAAUGCACUGCAUCCAAGAAGACACCUCAUGCCUUAAUGUAUAGUGUGUGAGAGACAUUGAAUGUAGAUAUUGUUACUGUGGUCACUAGUUUGUGUGUACUAAAGAUGUGUCAAUGCACCAUGGUACUGAAGGCUUUGUUGUGUAAGUGUACAUAUCUGAGUGUGGCAUUAAUGUGUGUACACUUGAAAGCAUCGUGAGCCUGUGCUUUUGUUAAUUUAGACAAUGUUUUGGUUUAAUAUUUUCAUUCUCUGAUCGGAAUGUUUAGUAGUAAACCACUUUUCACCACACCAAUAGACUAACACGAUGACAAGCCCGCUCUAGAAAACACAUUAAUCAAUUACAAAAGUCAGCACAUCCCCAUCAAAUUAAUGCAGAGAAUACUAAUUCUAAUUUGUUUUCUGAUCAUUAACUUCACUAUGGAGAAUUAUCAGUAUUAUCAUUACAAUGGAUGGCAUUGACAUGGUGUGGGAAUUAGAAGUUGGAUUAUAAAUCAAAAACAUAGAUAAUGGCCAAUUGUUUUACAACUGCCUGUUAUAAUGUGGCCGAGAAAAUAAAACAAGCUUUUAGCUGUACGUAUUUCAACAUAGAUACUAGCUGAAUUUGUACACUAUGCAGGACAUAGGCAUACCAGUGUCGUUUAAACCAUAAAUGCACAUUGCAUUAUGUAGACUGAGAGCCUUAGCUUUGAUUUUCAUCGAAUUGUAUAAGGGGGUAUGACAUGUACACAGCUCAUAUUCUUAGACGAGUAGGCAACUUCAGGUGUUAAUUGCAAAUAUAUUAUUACUAGAUAAAAAUAAAGUUAUAACUCAGAACUUUUAAAGCCCUUUUCCAUGUGUUUAGGUGCUAUAUCACUGCUGCAGAGAAGCACAAACCAAAGGGAGCUUGUAGCAGUACCAGGACACCAAUCUGCUGCACAAUCAGUUGCAUAGUUAUAAAUAAGACUUGUAUUGAAAUGGUUGAAUUCAAAACUUGAAUCUUUUCUCAGUGUUUAUAGCCUGGUCUGACAUUUUUGCUCGUCAACAGGUAUUUAUUUUUGUUGUUCUGGAGAGUCACAGAUGUUUGUAUUGUUUGUUAGGAGCUGUAGAUCUUGAGUUCUGUAGCAUGUGUUCUUGAAAUGUGUAAAUAGUGUUUAUGUAAUAAAUAUAAAGUAGCAGCCUGCA
Molecule: messenger RNA, 7695 nt
Organism: Salvelinus fontinalis (brook trout)
Lineage: Eukaryota; Metazoa; Chordata; Actinopteri; Salmoniformes; Salmonidae
Product: rho-related BTB domain-containing protein 2-like
Exons: 10
Coding region: 1448-3586 (712 amino acids)
Biological process (GO): small GTPase-mediated signal transduction
Molecular function (GO): GTPase activity; GTP binding; protein binding
Source: RefSeq, a predicted model, not a curated record